Molecule: messenger RNA, 2153 nt
Organism: Mauremys reevesii (Reeves's turtle)
Lineage: Eukaryota; Metazoa; Chordata; Testudines; Geoemydidae
Gene: CXXC4
Product: CXXC finger protein 4
Exons: 3
Coding region: 148-1236 (362 amino acids)
Cellular component (GO): nucleus
Molecular function (GO): methyl-CpG binding; zinc ion binding
Source: RefSeq, a predicted model, not a curated record
CCCUCCCCCUCCAUCCAGCACCCGACCCCAUCCAUCUCACCCAGACGACGGCUCCUGUGGCCCUCCGCCCUGCCCUACCCUGCCCCUCACUGGUGUCCCCCCCCUCCACCCUUUCUCCCCCUGCCACCCCAGCAUCCCAUUGCCACCAUGAACACCAACGUGUGCGUGGAGAGCGGCCCCAACCCCGAGGCCCCGGGGCUGCCCAAGGAUAACCACCUGCCCGAGGGGGCCCUGAACAGCCUUGUGGAUUACAACUCGGAGAUGGAGCGCUACCGCUCCUUCGCCACCUUCUACAAGACCAACGGGGGCGCCUUCCCCCAGGCGGCCAAGAUCGCUCGCAUCACCACCCCCAUUUUCCCCAGCGCCGCCGCCGCCGCCGCCGCCCGCAUCGGCAUGUCCCCCUGGAACUGCGAUACCGCCACGGCCGCCGCCGCCACCGCCAUGCUGUGGGGCAGCGGCGGCGGCGGCGGCGGCGGCAACACGGUCCCCGGCGGCGCGGCUGGUGCAAGGAAAUCCGCCUCCUCCGCCGCCGCCUCCGCCUCGCUGCACGCCGGCAGGAGCAGCCUGCACCAUCGGAACGAGUCCCAGCGGCUGGGCAAGCCUGGCUGCGCGCCAGCCGAGCAGCCCGCCUUGCAAAUGGCAAAUAAUAAUUUCCUCUCCACCUUAUCCCCCGAACACUGCAGACCUUUGGCUGGGGAAUGCAUGAACAAGCUCAAAUGCGGCGCUGCUGAAGCAGAGAUAAUGAAUCUCCCCGAGCGCGUGGGGACUUUUUCCGCUAUCCCGGCUUUAGGGGGCAUCUCAUUACCUCCAGGGGUCAUCGUCAUGACAGCCCUUCACUCCCCCGCAGCAGCCUCAGCAGCCGUCACAGACAGUGCGUUUCAAAUUGCCAAUCUGGCAGACUGCCCGCAGAACCAUUCCUCCUCCUCCUCGUCCUCCUCCUCCCUGGGAGCCGCCGGAGGAGGGGGGGCGGCAGGGGGAGGAGGAGGCGGGGGAGGAGGGGCAGGCAACCCUGCCAAGAAGAAGAGGAAAAGGUGUGGGGUCUGCGUGCCCUGCAAGAGGCUCAUCAACUGUGGCGUCUGCAGCAGCUGCAGGAACCGCAAAACGGGACACCAGAUCUGCAAAUUUAGGAAAUGUGAAGAGCUAAAGAAAAAACCUGGCACUUCACUAGAGGCAUAUGAUAUAACUCUCAAGAGAACACCUGUUCCCAGCGCUGAAGCAUUCCGAUGGUUCUUUUAAGCAGUAAUAUAUCUUAUUUUCAAGGCAGUCCGAAGUGAAUGGCAAGCUAAAGUCUUGUUUUAAGAAACUGCUUAGUCCACCAUUGAAGAAUAUACUCAGAUACUAUUUUCAUUUAUGUAUAGGGGUUUCCUCAAAAACAAAACUUAAACAAUCUGGGAGCCUGGGGAAUUGGCCAGUUUAUUCACAUUCAGUACACUGAAUCUUUAUUUGAUGUAACUUAGCUAUACUAGUGAAGUUGUUGUCUAUUUUUAAAGUGGCUGUAAAAAAAAAAAGUUUGGGUAAACCCCUGCUAUAAAAUCAUGUAUCUUUGAAAAGUAACAUAUCUAUACUUCAUUUUCAAAUAUAUGUGUUUCGGUACUGUAAACUGUACAGAUAGCAGCUUGUAUUUUGUGUGUUUAGACACAAGGAGACAAUCACGUCUGAGCAUCUAUGGAGAUUAACGGUUUGUACACAACAGUGUGGUUCUGCAAGUUAAAUCUGGAGCAAUAAAUUCUAGCUUUAAAUAUUAUUUUGCUGGCUGUUUAGCAGCAGCAGCAGCAGCAGCACUGUUUUACCAUGCAUCCUUCCAUAGAGACUUGAUGCCAAGUUUUACAAAAUUAAAAGAUUAUGUUGCAUCUAGCAAUUACCUUCAGUUGUAUUGUUGUAAGAGGGGAAGACAUAAAAUCUAAAAUUAAUCUUUCUGAGCACUGUUUUAGAGUAGUGGUUGUGCACUUGCAUUGCUUUCAAAAGAGCUUUACAGAAGGGUAUCCCUCCAAAGUAACACACCAUAGCUAACUUGCUUUUGACUGUGCUGUAAGGUGAAAUGCACAGUAUAGAUGGACAUGCGGAAUCAGUCAUUUUAUAUAUAGCAUGUUCUAGCAUACAAAAUGAAAAGAGUACCAUAUCUGAGAAAAAUCUAUGACUCAAUGUAUUUACCU